Molecule: messenger RNA, 1542 nt
Organism: Dreissena polymorpha
Lineage: Eukaryota; Metazoa; Mollusca; Bivalvia; Myida; Dreissenidae
Product: transient receptor potential cation channel subfamily M member 2-like
Exons: 9
Coding region: 24-1412 (462 amino acids)
Biological process (GO): calcium ion transmembrane transport
Cellular component (GO): membrane
Molecular function (GO): ligand-gated calcium channel activity
Source: RefSeq, a predicted model, not a curated record
ACUUGUCCCUUGAACACGUGAGGAUGCUCGUACAGAAGCUGAUGGGUGAUACUUUUGAAAUCAACUUGAAGACAUAUGACCAAAAUGACGGAAAAAUGAAGAUGAAAAAUCCAUCUCAGGAUUUGUUUAUCUGGUCAAUACUCAUGGUCCACCAAGACAUGGCAAAGACAUUUUGGAUCAAGGGCAAGGAUGCCCUAUCAAGCGCUCUGGUUGCGUACAAAUUGCUGAAAAGUUUGAAAAGCAAAACAGAAAACACAAACACAAAGUUGGCCAACACAAUAGAUGAAUGUCUCAAUGAAUGGUCUGAAUUAUCCGUGGGAGUGCUCAGCGAUUGUAACGCCAACGACGAGCAGAAGACUCGAGAGCUGCUAGUACGUAAGGUGUCUAUCUGGGGUGAAACAUCGUGCUUUUUAAUUGCUGUGAAUUCGGUUAACAAAGAAUUUAUAGCGGAAAAAGCGUGCCAGACAUUUCUCAACAAUAUCUGGAAUGGAGGAUUGGCCAAUGAAAAUAGUUUUUUGAGGCUUCUGAGUUGCAUGUUUUGUCCUUUUCUGGUGAUCACUGUCUUGAAAUACAACAUUGAUAACAAAAAAUAUUCCAAAAACGGUAAAGGAAAAAUUCAUGCAAAGACAGGCGUUGGAAAGGCAAAUUCAGUGGAGUCGAAUAGACAGAACUUAAAGAAGAGCACGGAUGAAAAAAGGUCGUUCAUAGGGCGGAAACCGUCUGUGGAAAUGACAACAGGCAAACAUCAGAUCACCCCAAGAGAGAAGCUGUAUCAUUUCUUCAAAGCACCAGUGAUCAUCUGCAUGUACAAUGUGCUGUCCUACAUCGUCUUCCUAAGCAUGUUUGCUUUCCUACUAAUAUUCAACUUCGGAUCGAGUUUAUCUUCACUGGAUAUUGCUCUUAUGGUGUGGGUGUUUACCAUUUUCACAGAGGAAGUGCGACAGAUGGGAACACCCAUCCCCUCAAAAAUGUGCUCCAAACUGCAUGUUUACAUCUCUGAUGUUUGGAACAAGCUCGAUAUCUUUACCAUAGUGCUCUUCAUAACUGGAAUGACAGUUCGUUUCUUGCCGUAUAAUGGUGCACUUGAGGCUGCUCGCGUGAUGCUUGCGUUAAACUUCAUAUCAUUUUGCUUGCGUCUGCUGCACAUUUUCUCUGUGCACAAACACCUUGGACCCAAGCUUGUAAUGAUGCCCAAAAUGUUGGAAGACUUGAUGUACUUCAUCGUGAUCCUGUUGGUCUUCGUUGUGUCUUACGCCAUUGCCUCGCACUCCAUACUGUAUCAUAACUCCCUUCCGACCUGGAAGACGGUAGUGCAAGUCUUCCGAAAGUCCUACUUGAACAUUCAUGGAGAGUUAUUCAUCGACGAAAUUGAAGUUGCAUCGGAAAAGUGUUACAUAUUAUAUAACCAUUAAUACACAAUUGUAAUAUCAAACAUUUAUUUAAGUUGUUCAAGUUGUUUAAGGCAAUAAAACAUUUAAUUAACUCUUACUUUUCCUAACAACAAAUGCGCUUAUGGACGUAAUAUAUCAAUGGUCUUCGAAA